Messenger RNA from Onthophagus taurus, 1550 nucleotides. The record is from RefSeq and is a predicted model, not a curated record. NCBI's taxonomy places the organism in Eukaryota, Metazoa, Arthropoda, Insecta, Coleoptera, Scarabaeidae.
AGAGUCGCGUGUGUUACAUCACAUCAAAAAGAACAAAAAUGUAUUAUAUCGUAGCUAUCGUCGGUAUCAUUUUGUUAUGGACGCUCCAAAAUUAUUGGAAAUGGCACAAAGAAAUCGUCCAGUACAUCGAAAAAAUUCCAGGGCCCCACGCUUAUCCGUUUAUUGGGACUUUACAAAUAUUUUUUGGAGCUAAAAGAGCUGAUAUGUUUAACAGGGUUAAAGAAACGAUCGACAAAUAUGGCACAAUUUUUAGAACGUGGAGUAAUCGCAUCCCUGAGGUUCAUUUUACGGAACCCGAACACAUGGAAAUCGUUUUAAAAAGCUCAAAAUUAAUCACAAAGGGGAGAAUUUACGAUUAUAUUUUGCCGUGGUUAGGCGAUGGGUUAUUAAUUAGUAGUGCUGCCAAGUGGUUCCAACGUCGAAAAUUAAUAACCCCAGCUUUUCAUUUUAAAAUUUUGGAGCACUACAUGGAUGUUUUCUCCCAAAAGAGUCAAAGAUUAAUUAAAGUUUUGGAGAAGGAGGCGAAUGGGAGAGUUUUCGAUGUUUAUCCUUACAUAACUCAUUGUGCUUUGGAUAUAAUUUGCGAAACUGCAAUGGGGGUCACAACGAAUGCCUUGGAGAACACUAAGGAUAAUAAAUACGUUGAUUCUUUGUAUAAAAGCAGCGAGAUGAUCAUUAAGAGGAUGUUCACGCCUUGGUAUCACUCAGAUUUUUAUUAUUUACUCCCUGAGGGGAGGAAAUUCCGGAGUCAUUUGAAGGUUCUUCAUGGAUUCACCAGCAAAGUUAUAUCAGAGAGGCAAAAAAUGUUGAAAGAGAACCCCCAAAACAAAAUAUCUCCCGAGGAUACUUUUAUUAAUUCAAAAAAGAAAUUAUCUUUCUUAGAUUUGCUUUUAUCUUCCAACGAAACCAUCCCUGAUAAAGACAUAAGGGAAGAAGUGGACACCUUUAUGUUUGAAGGGCAUGAUACAACAACAGCUGGGAUUUGUUGGAGCUUAUUUUUGAUAGGAAAUAAUCAAGAAGUUCAAGACAAAGUUUAUGAAGAACUCAAAGAUGUUUUAGGCGACAAAAAAUGCCCAGAAACGAUCUCAGAAUUAAACGACUUGAAAUACUUAGAAUGCUGCAUCAAAGAAGCUUUAAGAGUAUACCCAAGCGUACCAAUAAUAUCAAGAAAAAUGACUGAAGAAGUCGUUGUUGAUGGGUACAAAAUUCCUAAAAAUGCUUACUGCAUCCUACAUAUUCACAAAGUUCAUAGAAACCCAAAGAUUUACCCCGAUCCCAUGAGAUUCGACCCUGAUAGGUUUUUACCAGAAAAUUGCAAAAAUCGCCAUCCUUAUGCCUACAUCCCAUUUAGUGCGGGUCCAAGAAACUGUAUCGGACAAAAAUUUGCGAUUUAUGAAGAAAAAACGAUGUUGGCAGCAAUCUUGAAGAGUUAUAAAGUUACAGCUUUUGAUUCGCAAGAAAAAGUGAACGAAUUAGCUGAGCUUAUUAUGCGGCCUGAGCAAGGUGUUAGAAUUAAAUUAGAAAAACGAUAAUGUCAAUUUAUACUAUUC